AUGUCGUUUUGUCUCAAAGUUGACAGGGAGGCAGAGAAUGAUUUCGAAUUUGUUAGGAAUUUGGCAAUCUUCCGAUUGAAAUCCAUCUGUUCUCUCGUUUUUUCGUAUAUAACUCACGAAGAUCCAACAAUUACAUUUGAUAAAUUAUAUGAACUCCUUGAAUUGGAUCGUGAAAGAUUAGAGCACUGUGUGUUUGUAAUUGGAUACAUAUUCUCAGAGUGCAUUAAACACCGCAUAAAUCCUUAUGACUUUUGUGAUGUGAUACUUCCAGCAAAGUUCAAUGAGAAUACAGUGGCAGUCUUAUCCCAAUUUUACGAUCGAAUCAACUUAGCACUCAAAAAACAGGGAGGGAGCGAUUCAUCGUCUCAGGAAAGUACGGCUCGCAUAUUGACUAACGUUCGGUGGAGACUCGACGUGGAGAUUAGCAACCAGUGUUUAAACAGAGUGUACAAUCCUUCCUAUCUCAUUGAGUUGGGGUCCAGUCAUCAGGGUGGAAAGCUGAGAGAAUAUUUCGAAGUUGACUACAGCACGCUGAAAACCAUUCGGGAUACGCUCCAAAACUCAAUUCAGACCAGCUGGAAGUCAUGUUGUAAUGAUUUUCGAUAUAUUAUUUCUGCAAACUAUGUCUGGACUGCAUGUACAGUGAUCCAGCAAUUGCCAUCUUUAUCAAAGUCAGUUGAUUCCUUCCGGAUUGCAUCCAAUAAUUCUUUAAAUAACUUCCCCAUGUCUUGCAUUGACUACAACUUAGACUUUGAUACCAUUCUUGCGAACACACCUUUCAAGUACCGAAAUACCAAGAUCGUAUGCACGCUCGGACCUGCUUGCUGGGAUGUGGAUACUCUGGUCAAGAUGAUUGACGCCGGAAUGAAUGUUGCCCGUUUCAACUUCUCUCACGGAACGCACGAAUCUCACGGAAAAGCCCAUGAUAACCUGAUGGAAGCUCUGAAGCAGCGUCCUGGAAAGCACGUUGCUGUGAUGCUGGAUACUAAGGGUCCUGAAAUUCGUACUGGUUAUUUAGUCGAUGGUCAGAACAUUACCAUCGAAAAGGACUCGAUCGUUGAGAUCACUACCGACUACACGAUCAAGGGCGAUUGCCACCGCAUCUCUUGCUCCUACAAAGAUCUUCCCACUUCCGUGAAGAUGGGUCAGCUGAUCUACGUUUCCGACGGUGAUCUGACGUUCCAGGUGACGGAGAUCGGCACAGAUUCGAUUCGCUGCAAAGCGCUGAAUACCGCGACGAUCGGCCAGACCAAGAACAUGAACAUCCCCGGAGCCAUCAUCACGCUCCCCACGCUCACAGAGAGCGACAUUCGCGAUAUCACGGAAUUCCCGAAGCACUACCGCGUGGAUUGCAUCGCGGCGUCCUUCAUCCGCCGAGGCUCCGAUAUCGACACGAUCCGCCGUGUUCUGGGCCCCGACCUGCAGUACAUCCAGAUCAUCGCGAAGAUCGAGAACCAGGAAGGCCUGCAGAACUACGCGGAGAUUUUGGAGAAGGUGGACGGCAUCAUGGUCGCUCGCGGCGAUCUGGGAAUGGAGAUGGCGCCCGAGAAAGUGUUCCUCGCGCAGAAGUACAUGCUCCACGAGGCGGCGCUGCGCGGUCGAUUCACGAUCACCGCCACGCAGAUGCUGGACUCGAUGAUCAAGAAGCCGCGACCCACGCGCGCGGAAUGCACGGAUGUGGCCAACUCGAUUCUGGACGGAUCGGACGCUGUGAUGCUCUCGGGAGAGUCGGCGAACGGACUGUAUCCGAUCGCUGCCGUCUCCAUGCUGCGUCGACUCAGCGAGGAGACCGAGAAGAUCUAUCCCGCGGCGCGUGUGGUGCGUCGCGUGUAUGAGCUGGGAGCGCAGAAAUACGGAGUGGGAGACGUGGAGGCCGUGUGCCAUGGAGCGGUGGAGCAGGCUCUGCAGGAGCACGCGGUGGCGAUUGUGGCGGUGACGCGCGGAAACGAGCUGCCGCGAUGGAUCAGCAAGUAUCACGCCGCGCAGCCCAUCUUCGUGCUGACCGACAACGCGGUGAUGGCGAACCAGGUCGAUGGAUAUUACAGAGCGUGCAGAACCGUGAAGGUGAGCGAGGCGGUGAAGAGAGAGGAGGUGGCGAAGAAGAUUACCGAGGCUGGAUUUGUACUGGAUAGUGGAAAACUGGUUGUUGUGGACGACUGGGAGAAGAGUGUGGAUGUGUAUGUUAUUGAGGCUUACCUUGUUUGUGACAAACAUUUUCUUUUUUGA
This is a messenger RNA of Blastocystis hominis, 2226 nucleotides long. RefSeq lists its product as hypothetical. Gene Ontology annotation, molecular function: pyruvate kinase activity; potassium ion binding; magnesium ion binding. NCBI's taxonomy places the organism in Eukaryota, Bigyra, Opalinata, Blastocystidae. The record is from RefSeq and is a predicted model, not a curated record. Gene Ontology annotation, biological process: glycolytic process. The transcript has 13 exons. Gene Ontology annotation, cellular component: cytoplasm. The coding region runs from base 1 to 2226 and encodes 741 amino acids.